CUAUCCUCCGUGCUGCAGAGCGGCUGUUCUGACUUGAAUAACUAUUUUCGGGGACCAAUGGGACGCUACCUCCUCAAUGUGACCACAGCAGCAAAGGAGUGCAGCCAGAAAUUGUGCAAAUUUAACGGUCGCUGUCUUCGCCGAGCACCGGACAGCGCCGUGUUUCUGCACCUCAGCCCCACCACUCACAAGAUCAUAAGUCAGAGCGGAAAGCUGAAGGUCACGGGAUCCCCAGGCCAAGCAGAGCUGAAGGCCUUCCGUCAGCACUUCAAGUGCCAGUGCUACAACGGGACCAAGGGUGAAGGCUGUGAGUGGAGAGGAAAAGGAGGAAAAGGAGAAAGAGAGCAGAGUGGUGCCACCUCUGUUUUAGGGAUGUGGCCUCUCUGCUUUGUUCUCCAACUCGGACUUCUCUCUCUGUUUCAUUGAGGAAACCAAGAAACCAAACUAUUCUCUGGCUCUGCCAGCACCGAAAGGGAAAGUUUUGGUUUUCUGGCCUGAAAACAAAAAUAAACUGCAUUGUGGAAGCAUCA
This is a messenger RNA of Poecilia latipinna (sailfin molly), 530 nucleotides long. RefSeq names its product hyaluronidase-3-like. The transcript has a single exon. Gene Ontology annotation, cellular component: cytoplasmic vesicle. Gene Ontology annotation, biological process: carbohydrate metabolic process; hyaluronan catabolic process. The record is from RefSeq and is a predicted model, not a curated record. NCBI's taxonomy places the organism in Eukaryota, Metazoa, Chordata, Actinopteri, Cyprinodontiformes, Poeciliidae. The annotation marks the transcript as partial. Gene Ontology annotation, molecular function: hyalurononglucosaminidase activity; hyaluronoglucuronidase activity.